Delphinapterus leucas (beluga whale) is the source of this 1989-nucleotide messenger RNA. RefSeq names its product testis expressed 22 (gene TEX22). NCBI's taxonomy places the organism in Eukaryota, Metazoa, Chordata, Mammalia, Artiodactyla, Monodontidae. The record is from RefSeq and is a predicted model, not a curated record.
CCGCCCCUCCCCCGCUGGCCGCCACCUCCCAUGGUUCCUUCCCUUUGACGCUCGCCGUGUGUCCCCAUGACCCUUGCCCUGACACUCCUCAGCGAACUCCUCAUCCCCAGACCCCAUGGAGUGGAGAGGGGCCGGCUGCCGUCUGCUGCGGCGUCUUCACGCGUGGUCGUGCGGGCGGGGGGCGCAGAGCCUGGACCUUGGGGUGUGGCCCGGGGGCGUCGAGGUGAGGGGUCGGGCGUCACAGGGGUCGGGAGGAGAGCUGGGGGGGGCCCUUCUUUCUCGUCUGGUCGUUCCGCGCCUUCAGUGCGCCCCGCAGGCAGGGUCCUGAGGAGACGCACCUGGGCCGUCUGGGGGCACAUGCAAGGAGCUGGAGCCGCGGUGGGAGAGGGGGCGUCCCUGGGGGAGCCUGCAGGAGGCCGGGCAGGGCGGCGGCCCAGCUGUUCCGGCCUGGCUUGACCAUGUGGAGAAGAAUGGCUGUAGGAGCUGGGGACCCAGGACACCCAAGGGGGUCGACCCUGCUGGGUGUCCCUGGCUGAGGCCCACCCAGCACUGUCUGGGCAGUGGCUGGAAGAUGAGACCCGCAGAUCCUGAAGCGGCCUCCCUCUGCCCGAGGGGCCCAGGUAGCCGUGGGCACCUACCCCCAGAGCCCCAGAGGUACAGGCGAGCCCCUCAAGGGGCUGGAGAUGGACAGCGGGAAGCGUUUGUUUAAGGCCUUCCUGGGGAAGAUGCCAGAGUCCCAGUCGUCCCAAGAGAACGGGCAGCCCUCGGCUCCACCAAGCCCAGCGGUGGCCUGGGGCCAGCCCGGGGCCCCGAGCAGCAGUCGGCAGGUGCUGCAGACUCAGGACUGGGUGUGCGAGCCGCAGGGGAGCAGGCCCCCGAGCCGCCGCUGGAACGUCAGCACAGACGAGCGCUGGAGGCUGGCCGUGCUGGGUGGCGGCGAGAGGCCGGGCCUCGCCGGGGCGACCCUCUCCUACAGGGACCUCGCGCAGAUCGUGGCCCAGCUGGUGUCCCAGGACGAGGACAAGGACGUGCUCUUCCCCCAUCCACCGAGGUCCGCCGAGUCCAGCAGCGCCUUCCAAGCCUUCCUGGUCCGGAGCGCGCCUUUCUGGCACAACGUGACUCUGGAGGCCCAGGCCUCGAGGUCGCCGCCCUCCUAAUAGACGACUCAGCCCUGCGUGUCCGUCUUCGGUGCCUUUCCUGUGGGUUCUGGGGAGGCGGCCUGCCAGGUCUGGGGCGCACGGCCCCUGCGCCCUCCCCAGUGCCCACCAGACAGUCAUGACCAGCCCAGGGAUGAGAAAACAGGCCUGGGAGGACGUCUGGCUGCCCUCUCCUCAGAACACUCACCCCUGAGGCCUUGGAGACCACCUCCAGUUGGGGUGACUUGCCCCAGCCCAAUCUCCAAGAGGCCACCUGGCGGGGCCUGAGGGACAGAGCAGAGUGGCCCUCCAAGAUGGCCCUCAGGGCUGCCAGGAAAGGCUGCCCACGCCCCCCAGGGGCCGUCAUCCGGGGGACAGGCCACUGUGGGCGCCCUGGGAGGGGUGUGAGGCCUUGACAGUCCCCCCUUCGGGGCCUGGUUCAUGGACAGCCCCUUAGCUGGCCUGGGUGGAAGGGGUCUGGGCUGGGGAGCCUAGCCCCUUGGGGAGCUGGGUGCCUGCCUGCAGGGGGCAGUGAGGUGGGACCAGUGAUCUUCCGGGAGCGGGGAGGUUCUGGUCAUGAACUGCUUGGUACUGGUGCCUGCCCAGGCCAGGAGCACUGCCUCUCCAGGAGGCCCCCAGGGGCACGUGUAACUCGGGGGUGAUGCCGUGAUGGGGAGAAGCCCAGAGCCUGCGGGAGCCAAGGAGGUUCCCAACACAGAGGGAGGCUUCCUGGAGGAGGUGAUGCCACCCGUCUCUGCACAGGGAGCUUGUAGCGGAACAGGGCCUGAGAAGGCAGGGUGGGGCAGCUGCGAGGAGCUGGCCCUGGCCUGCCACGGUGUCUGCCUGUGCCCCG